Caenorhabditis remanei is the source of this 369-nucleotide messenger RNA. RefSeq lists its product as uncharacterized. Bases 1 to 369 code for a protein of 122 amino acids. Lineage: Eukaryota; Metazoa; Nematoda; Chromadorea; Rhabditida; Rhabditidae. The transcript has 3 exons. The record is from RefSeq and is a predicted model, not a curated record.
AUGUUGAUGCAAGUCAUGGUGUUGAUGGGAGUCGCCAGUUGUGCAGCAUCGUUUACGGUGUCCUCGGUCAGAUUCCAUGGAGCUCCGUAUCGUGCAUUGAGAGAAAUCAAUAGAGAGCUCGCAAAGCGUUCGUUCUCCCAAUUGAAUCAGUACUCUGGAUUCGAUACUCUCGGUGGAAUGGGUCUUGGAAAACGGAGUGAUGCAGAUCAAGCUGGAGAGAAACGAGCCGCAUUGAGCACGUUUGAUUCGAUUGGAGGAAUGGGACUCGGAAAACGAUCGGCACCAUCUUUCUACUUGUACGAGAAACGAGCACCACAUGCGAUGACUUCUUUGGAUACACUAGGUGGAAUGGGUUUCGGAAGGAAAUGA